This is a messenger RNA of Haliotis rufescens (red abalone), 1907 nucleotides long. RefSeq names its product phosphoserine aminotransferase-like. Gene Ontology annotation, cellular component: cytoplasm. The transcript is spliced from 10 exons. Gene Ontology annotation, biological process: L-serine biosynthetic process. Gene Ontology annotation, molecular function: O-phospho-L-serine:2-oxoglutarate transaminase activity; pyridoxal phosphate binding. Bases 114 to 1226 code for a protein of 370 amino acids. Lineage: Eukaryota; Metazoa; Mollusca; Gastropoda; Lepetellida; Haliotidae. The record is from RefSeq and is a predicted model, not a curated record.
CAUUCGGCCUCUCAGCUCAUUCACGAAAACGUCAACACGACACAGCGGACAGGACUAACAUUUUUACCUACAAACUUCAUGUGAGAAAAUCCGCACCCAACACAACCACCACGAUGCCUUCUGCUACAAAAAUCAUCAAUUUUUCACCCGGACCAGCAAAACUCCCCGAAGAGGUUUUGGAACAUGCACAGAAGGAAAUGGUUAACUACAAGAACACCGGAAUCAGUGUCAUGGAACUCAGCCACAGAUCUUCUGACUUCUUAAAAAUCAUCGACCAGGCCGAGAAAGAUCUCCGAGAUCUGCUCCACAUCCCCGACAACUACAAAGUCCUGUUCCUGCAAGGUGGCGGCACUGGACAGUUCUCUGCGGUGCCACUGAACCUCAUCAAGAGAAAGGAGGGCGGGGCAGCGGACUACAUUGUCACCGGCAGCUGGUCAGCCAAAGCUGCGAAGGAGGCCGAGAAAUUUGGAAAGAUCCACCGAGUGUUGCCCAAAACCGACAAAUAUACAGUUAUCCCAGACCAGUCUCAGUGGAAGCUGAAUCCGGAUGCUUCCUUUGUGUACUACUGUGCCAACGAGACAAUACAUGGUGUUGAGUUCCAAUUCGUCCCAGAGACACACGGUGUCCCUCUCGUCUGUGAUAUGUCUUCAAAUAUUCUCUCAAGACAUGUUGAUGUUUCCAAGUUCGGUGCGAUAUUUGCCGGUGCCCAGAAAAACAUCGGCUGUGCUGGCGUUACCCUCGUCAUCAUCCGCGAAGACCUCAUCGGCCACGCCAUGCCCACCUGUCCCGUCAUCUUCGACUACAAGACACAAGUCGGCAACAACUCCCUCUACAACACUCCUCCCACGUACAGCAUCUACAUCAUGGGACUAGUCUUCCAGUGGAUCCGGAAACAAGGAGGCGUGGAGAAGAUGGAGGACAAUGCAGUUGCUAAGUCGACUGCAGUUUAUGAUCUCAUCGACCAAUCAAAUGGUUUCUUCAGCUGUCCCCUCGAUACGAAAUGUAGGAGUCGUAUGAAUGUUCCAAUCCGUAUUGGUUCAGCCGAGGGGGUGGAAAGCCUGGAGAAGAAGUUCAUUGAAGAAGCAACAGAAAAUGGUCUCGUCUCACUUAAAGGUCAUAGAUCUGUCGGGGGUCUGCGUGUCUCACUCUACAACGCUGUCAAGGUGGACGAGACGCUAGUCCUUGUUAAUUUCAUGAAGAAAUUCCAGCAAGAACAUCAGUUAUGAACAAGGAAAUCAUUAUGUCAGUACCAUGUCAGUAAAAGUAAUCUGUGUGUGUGUAUUUCGGAUCAGCCUGCAAACUCUAAAAAACACUCAAUACCAUGGGGAGGUGCAAUGAAGGGGAUGGUUUUAAACUCAGUUAAGAAUGCGGUACAAGACUGAUGAUAUAUAAAUGUACUCUCAAUUCCUGUGAUGAUAUUAAACACGGACAAAAUAGUUUUAAAGUCAUAAGAUCUGAAUUCUGAUGUUUUAGUUGUUCAAUAAUAUUUAUUGAACAUUAUAUGUUGUGAGGAUUGUCUCCCUUGUCAAGGGGGGGUAACUCUAAAAGUCCAAUGUUUGGCCUAGAGUAUUGUCUCCCUUGUAAUGGACAAGAAACAUUUCAAAGCAAAAAAUGUAAAUUUGUAAAACCGAAGAUGAAGACUUGUCUUUGCCUCUCAGGACAAUGAAGAGACAGUCAUACAUCACUUAUAAAUAUAUUUUUAUCACUGAAACAAGGAUACCAAAAGAACCAAUAUGCUUGUCCUGUCCUGUCCUGUCCUGUCCUGGAUCUGUAGAUAUUGUAUAUAUCACACACAGUAAGGGUGCUGUGUAUCGAGCUGUUGUAAAUAGUGACUGUUCUUUCAUUCUGUUGAAUUGAAAGGCGUUUUCAUUUAUUGAAGACACUGUAAAUAAAAUGUUAGAACUCAA